Messenger RNA from Strongylus vulgaris, 1137 nucleotides. NCBI's taxonomy places the organism in Eukaryota, Metazoa, Nematoda, Chromadorea, Rhabditida, Strongylidae. The record is from the annotation of a GenBank genome assembly.
AUGUUCAGCAUAAGUGAGCGGACCAGUUUGGACGGAAAUUUCUAUGAUGGAAUCUCAGAAAUUCUGAGCACCGAACCCAAUCAACGAGAAACCAAUGAAACUUUUGGAAAAAAAUUCUCGAGAAGAUUCGCAAUCAUCACUGCUACGAAAAUCCUUUUUCCUUUUAAAGCUCCACUCAAACAUCGUGUACCACACGCAUUCGUCACAUUUGGUUAUGGUGGGAAAAUGGUCACCGUUGAUCCGCGUAAUUCUUCUGCAUCCGUUAUACAAAUCGAUGACAUCAAAACGGUCCUUAGGGACCCUCACAGUGUACGCCUCAUUGAUGCUGUUCAAAAAUUCAGAGGCCCCCUUCUUGUCGGUCAAACAUCGCCCCAUACAGUUCGCCUAUACAUCGAACGUCAAAUUAAGCGUAUCAGACGUUAUGAGCUCGCUUCGGAAAGUUCAUUUAACAACGACGUUCUUGACUGUUUGCUGAUGUGGCAGCUACUUGGCUUAUUAGUUCAACAGCAAGGGCGCGUGACUGGUACGGAUUUAGCACGUCUCCUGGUGGAAAACAGGUCUGCUCCCUCUGAAGAAGCUCAGCGAUGCCAUUUGCAUCGGGGAGAAAGUUGCACACCUACAAAUCCUUCAUGUGAGGCCACCGUAAUCUCGCAAAGCUACGCUCUUUGCGAAAGGAGGGGAUAUGAUCGUUUCACGGAUUUGCUUCUUGGCGGACAUAUUCAUGAAGCAAUCGAGUGUGCACUUCAAGAUGGACUCUACGCUGAUGCGAUGAUUUUGGCUAGACGUUUGCUUACAGAUGAACCAGCGAAGCUUCUCGAAAUUGAAGAACAAUUGUUGGCUACCAGGUUACGAUGCGAUCCUUUAGUAACACUUUUAUCGGUAGCUGCGAAACACACACCAAUAAACCCUGAUUCCGGAUGUUGGCGCUCACAUCUUGCAAUUGUCCUGGCAAAUCUUACAUCUCAAGAAGCGAUGGAAUUUGUCUACGAUCUUGGAAAAGUCUUGGCAAAACGCGAUUGCAACAGUGCUGCUGAUUUCUGCUUUUUAGCUGUUAGCAUUCUGACUGGAAUGAAUCCUUUCAAAAUAGUAGAAGCAUGUCCUGAUAGUAGGGUAUCACGUCAGCACAUUACCCUGAUU